AGUAUUCUCCUAGAAACAAAUAGAAUAUAAAUGAUCUAUACAGGCAUUAGUUGCUCACAGACAUGCAAGGAUCAGGAGACUUACCAGCAACAACUUCAAUGGAUUGAAAAUAUUCAUCAGGAUGUAUAUAUCCGAUUGACGGUGUCAGGUCUGACAGGACGUACUGUUAAUAGCAGUCGACAUCAGUCGACAUUGCGAAUAAGGGUGGUUUCUGUCAUCUCUCCAAGAUGGCGCUACGGGGAUGGAAUUUUAAAUUUCAAAAGUUUGAAAAAUAUCAUACAGUCAACGCGCCUAACGAACUAUCACAUUGAUCAAGCGCGCCUUAGCAACCCGAGCGUUGACUGAAGAAGAACGAGGAACAGCAUCAAUUCUACAGACGUCUUGUUUUAUAAAGAAUAAAUUGGUCAAUUCUUACAAGUAUAACAGUAACGUGCAUUAGUUUGAAUAUUAAAACUCAAGCGAUAUUGUAGCUGGACCAUUAAUGAAGCUAUUGAAAUUUUUACUUCGCUAUUUUCCUCCCGGCAUAGCGCUGGAAUAUACGCAAGGAGGGGAUAUCAAAACAAAGAUGAUAGAUCUCCUGGAUUUAACUGUCAGUACGGAUGUCAAAGCGCUGGCUGAGCGCAUCAAAGCUGCUGAACCGAUCAUAACCGAGGGUGUAACUGAUCAGCUAGUAGAAACAUUAGAAAGACUCCAAGCUAAAGUUUGCGAUGGAAACGUGAAACGAUACUAUAAGUACAAGACUUUACAGACGCACCUGCUUCCUCUGACCAACAUUGCGUUUGAUAAAUUAGGUAAAAGAUGCCUGACGGGCAGCUAUGACCGAACUUGUAAAGUUUGGGACAUUGACAGUGGAACGGAGCUUCUUACUCUCGAAGGCCACAAGAACGUAGUUUACGCCGUAUCUUUCAACAACCCUACCGCAGACAAAAUAAUGACCGGAUCUUUCGACAAAACAGCAAAUAUAUGGUGCUCACAGACAGGACACUGUCUGCUCAGCAUGUGGGGCCACGAUGCAGAAGUCGUUGUUGUUCAAUUUUCCCCAACCCAAAAUCGCGUCGCCACUGCAUCCAUGGAUACCACAGCAAAAAUAUUUCAUCUGGGAUCUGGUCAAGAAUUAGGCACUCUGAAAGGUCACACAGCUGAGGUGAUAGCCCUUCGCUACAAUAAUGAUGGCAAUCAGAUAAUCACAGGCUCCUUUGAUGGGACCAUAGGUAUCUGGGACACGAGAACAAUGCAACGAACGAGUGUCCUGACUGGCCACGAAGAAGAGAUAUCAAACUGCCAUUACAAUUUCGACUGUUCCCUGAUCGCCUCGUCCUCUAUGGAUAAAACUGCAAAGGUUUGGGACGCUCGGAUGAAUUCCUGUCUCGCAACUAUCCUCGGUCACGAAGACGAGGUACUCGACCUCAGCUUUGACAAUAAGGGGAAAAAAUUAGCCACUGCCAGUAGUGAUACAACUGCUCGAGUUUGGGACCUAGCGGCAGAUUUUCGACAAAUCGCAGUCAUGGCGGGACACAGGGAGGAAGUAUCCAAAGUCUGCUUCAGUCCGAACGGCCAGCAAUUGUUGACGUCUUCGAUGGAUCGUACCGCCCGACUUUGGUCUUUGGAAACCGGAUGUUGCAUGCAGAUGCUCAGUGGCCAUGCAGACGACGUAUUCAGCUGCGCCUUCUCCUAUACCGGAGACACAAUAAUCACUGCCAGCAAAGACAACGCGUGCAUGAUCUGGAGGUGACUCGAAUGGUUCAAGGCAAAUUCCGUAUCGAUGGAAGAAGGGAAACGACUAGACUAUAGUUAUCUCGAUCGUCAUAGCCGGUACGUAAGUAUCAAGCAGAUUUCGAAUCGAUGACUACCUCGCGCUUAUUAUUGACAAUGUCUCCACCGAUCUGCAUACGUAUAUUACCGGAGAUGCGUUACGAAGAUCAUGCGAAGCAGCAGCAGCGGUGAAGUCCACUGUGAUUUGGACUGUGAAUUAUUAUUAUUAUUAUUAUUGUAUCCCACACCGUCCUGACCAUCUCAGGGACACCGGCGCGGUGGUCGCCUUUAUGCACCGUUUAUCCGCUGUUUGUGCAUUCCCGCACGUUGCGUUGGACGCAGUGAUAAUGGGUGCAAGGGCGCGAUAUGUAUUAUCCAGUUAAAGUUUUACUGCUUCGGACCACCGAGGCCCAUUAGGGUUCAUUCGCGCCGAUCAGCAUCUCCCGUAACUUUAUAUAUCUACAUUAUUAGACACGAUGCAGUCGUCAUCUAUAUCUCGACGGGAGCAUCGACGUCGGAAUUAUUCAAUAAAAAUGAUCUUUUUAGGUUUGACGAAGCCACAGUUAUCAGGGGAAAAUAUCAGGUGGGAACCGCACCCGCUACCUGUAACGGAAGAGAGCGAGUCUUUACCUGAAAAAAAUUCAGAGAACAUGCGGAAUAACUAU
Molecule: messenger RNA, 2417 nt
Organism: Athalia rosae (coleseed sawfly)
Lineage: Eukaryota; Metazoa; Arthropoda; Insecta; Hymenoptera; Athaliidae
Product: dynein assembly factor with WDR repeat domains 1
Exons: 10
Coding region: 482-1732 (416 amino acids)
Molecular function (GO): protein binding
Source: RefSeq, a predicted model, not a curated record